Molecule: messenger RNA, 1054 nt
Organism: Coccidioides posadasii C735 delta SOWgp
Lineage: Eukaryota; Fungi; Ascomycota; Eurotiomycetes; Onygenales; Onygenaceae
Source: RefSeq, a predicted model, not a curated record
AUGGACGAAAAGCCGUCUGACGCCGAUAAAGACCUCCUGCAACGGUUAAAUGCUCUGAAGCCUUCCACUAUCCAACUCGAGCCUAACAACAGGUUAUCUUGGGAUUUGGGCGGUCCAAGUGAUGAUGACGAUGAUGAUGAUGACCGUUGUGAGGACGAUAAGCCUGACGCCGACGAAGUCGACCUCUUGUCUGCGAGAUUCAAGAAUCUUGGAGGCAUAGUGUCUCAUGCAGUUCCAGGCCAGCCGGAGGAGGACGUCGAAGACCUUCUCGCGGAUCUAAGAUCAAGGGAGACAUGGAAACUAGAACAUGAACUUCAAGCUGAAAAUGAAAUCAAAAGCCUGGUUGAUGAGGCUAAAAAAUUUCUCUUGAGGGGUGGCGAUGAAGCGAUAGCCAGACGACUGGAGAGUCCUAGCCGGUGCUCCAACCACAUUUCUGAAGAGAAGGAGGCCGAAGACUACAUUCAAAAUGUUCUUGAUGAGCUACGAACUCCGGACUUUGCUCCAGAUGAUCAUCCGAAGGAAAGCCCAGGGGCGGACCCACUGGCUGAAAGCCGAGCAAGAACUGAUAAUGAAGAGAAAAAUGGACGAGAACUAAGCGACACUCUUGAUCUUCCCUGUGUGCCUAUAUCAAAUCCAACAACAUAUUCCCCAAAGGCACUGGGAAACCGAAGGAACAUCUUUACUGAACCGGACGAGUCAGAGCCAACCUGGUGUUGCAUUUGCAGUGAUGACGCGAAAUUAAAAUGCCUUGACUGUUACGACUUGCCGCUUUUUUGCCCUAGGUGCUGGAAGGAAAUGCACCUUGUCGAAGGGAAUGCAGAUGAGAGGGGCCAUCGGGCAGUUGAGUUUAGGAGAACGGCUAUGGAAGCAUGAAGAGGCGGUAAAAAGGAACUCUUUAUAUUAUAUUCCGGGAUUGUACUAAUUAGCGCUCAAUUAUCCCAAGUCAGAGUCCGUCAUAAGAGCCAUUACGGUCCCCGUGAACCGUAUAUGUCGACAUGCAUAACCUCAUGCUCAUCCCUCCCGUAGUGAAGCAGGCUGCAAUUUCCCACCCUUC